Manis pentadactyla (Chinese pangolin) is the source of this 1802-nucleotide messenger RNA. Its product is annotated as tubulin gamma-2 chain. Gene Ontology annotation, cellular component: centrosome; nucleus; cytoplasm. The coding region runs from base 229 to 1611 and encodes 460 amino acids. Lineage: Eukaryota; Metazoa; Chordata; Mammalia; Pholidota; Manidae. The record is from RefSeq and is a predicted model, not a curated record. Gene Ontology annotation, biological process: mitotic cell cycle; meiotic spindle organization; mitotic spindle organization. The transcript has 11 exons. Gene Ontology annotation, molecular function: structural constituent of cytoskeleton; GTP binding.
CUUGGCCUCACUCUGCGCCUGUGCUGAAUCCCAGCUGGAGCUGCGGUGCGGGAAGUGAUGCCCAGGUUGGGCUCUCAGGCCCCGCGGUACGCGGGUAGGCCCGCAAUGCACACGCGCAGGCCGAGCACCCGCGUCAAUAAAUGAGCGGAGAGCACGCUCCGCACGUCCUGCGCGCCCAGCUGCCAGCAUUCGUCUCUGCCGCCACUCCGCGCCCGCGUCUGAAGAGCGAUGCCCCGGGAGAUCAUCACCCUGCAGCUGGGCCAGUGCGGCAACCAGAUUGGGUUCGAGUUCUGGAAACAACUAUGCGCCGAGCACGGUAUCAGCCCCGAGGGCAUCGUGGAGGAGUUCGCCACUGAGGGCACUGACCGCAAGGACGUCUUUUUCUACCAGGCAGACGAUGAGCACUACAUCCCCAGGGCGGUGCUGCUGGACCUGGAGCCCCGGGUGAUCCACUCCAUUCUCAACUCCCCCUAUGCCAAGCUGUAUAACCCAGAGAACAUCUACCUGUCAGAGCACGGAGGAGGAGCUGGCAACAACUGGGCCAGCGGAUUCUCCCAGGGUGAGAAAAUCCAUGAAGACAUUUUUGACAUCAUAGACCGAGAAGCAGAUGGCAGUGAUAGCCUAGAGACUGCCUCUCCAUCCCUCCUCAUGCAGGGCUUCGUGCUGUGUCAUUCUAUCGCUGGGGGGACAGGUUCUGGCCUGGGCUCCUACCUUCUGGAACGACUGAAUGACAGGUAUCCCAAGAAGCUAGUGCAAACAUACUCAGUGUUUCCCAACCAAGAUGAGAUGAGCGAUGUGGUGGUGCAGCCCUACAACUCACUGCUCACGCUCAAGAGGCUGACCCAGAAUGCAGACUGUGUGGUGGUGCUGGACAACACGGCCCUGAACCGGAUUGCCACAGACCGUCUGCACAUCCAGAACCCGUCCUUCUCCCAGAUCAACCAGCUGGUGUCCACCAUCAUGUCCGCCAGCACCACCACGCUGCGCUACCCCGGCUACAUGAACAACGACCUCAUUGGCCUCAUCGCCUCGCUCAUUCCCACACCACGGCUCCACUUCCUCAUGACCGGCUACACCCCCCUCACCACAGACCAGUCGGUGGCCAGCGUGAGGAAAACCACGGUCCUGGACGUCAUGAGGCGGCUGCUGCAGCCCAAGAACGUGAUGGUGUCCACAGGCCGGGAUCGCCAGACCAACCACUGCUACAUCGCCAUCCUCAACAUCAUCCAGGGGGAGGUGGACCCCACCCAGGUCCACAAGAGCCUGCAGAGGAUCCGGGAACGGAAGUUGGCCAACUUCAUCCCCUGGGGCCCAGCCAGCAUCCAGGUGGCGCUGUCGAGGAAGUCUCCCUACCUGCCCUCAGCCCACCGGGUCAGUGGGCUCAUGAUGGCCAAUCAUACCAGCAUCUCCUCGCUUUUUGAAAGUUCCUGCCAGCAGUAUGACAAGUUGCGGAAGCGGGAGGCCUUUCUGGAGCAGUUCCGCAAGGAGGACAUUUUCAAGGAGAACUUUGAUGAGCUGGACAGGUCCAGGGAGGUUGUGCAGGAGCUCAUUGAUGAGUACCAUGCAGCCACGCGGCCGGACUACAUCUCCUGGGGCACCCAGGAGCAGUGACUUCCUCCCCACCACUUCCCCUGGGAAGUAAGCACAGCUCCCAUCAUGUCUGGGCCCUCUGACCAAAAUUGCCCUUUCCAACCUUUCUAGGUUCAUCUCCAGCCCAGGAGCUGUCCCUACUUCUUCUCUUUCCUGCCCCUUGAAAUGCUUAUUUAGCUCUAAUAACGUAAUAAAGCUUGGUUGUGAAUAUA